AUGGCAGCUAGACAUGAUGUCUUCUUUGAAGUUUCGAUUGAUUACGUGCCAGCUGGCCGCAUCGUCCUCAGGCUUUUCGACUCCAUCUGUCCAAUGACUGCUCGAAAUUUCCGUGAGCUGGCCACAGGGGAGCAUGGUUAUGGUUACGCCAACUCCAGCUUUCACCGCGUCAUGCCUGGGUUCAUGAUUCAAGGCGGCGACAUAGAUGGUGGCGACGGGAGUGGUGGAAGGUCAAUCUACGGGUCUCGCUUUCCCGACGAGAACUUCCGGCUGAGCCAUGACAAGCCGGGACUGCUCUCGAUGGCGAACCGCGGCCCGAACAGCAACUCCUCUCAGUUCUUCAUCACCACCGCCCCUGCCCCAUGGUGUGACCGGCGAAAUGUCGUAUUUGGCGAGGUCGUUUCCGGAAUGGAGCUCGUCAAGCGCAUCCAGUCCUACGAGUCCGAUGACAUCCUUCGGCGACCCUCGCGCACCAUCGUCAUCACUCGGUCAGGAACACUAUGA
This is a messenger RNA of Sparassis crispa, 504 nucleotides long. Its product is annotated as Peptidyl-prolyl cis-trans isomerase. NCBI's taxonomy places the organism in Eukaryota, Fungi, Basidiomycota, Agaricomycetes, Polyporales, Sparassidaceae. The transcript has 6 exons. Gene Ontology annotation, molecular function: peptidyl-prolyl cis-trans isomerase activity. The record is from RefSeq and is a predicted model, not a curated record. Gene Ontology annotation, biological process: protein folding; protein peptidyl-prolyl isomerization. Bases 1 to 504 code for a protein of 167 amino acids.